AUGUCAAUGUCAGAACACUUGAGGCUUUUUUGGGUAAAUAGAACACUUCAGACUUGCAUGAAAGAAGAAAGAAUUCAGAAAUCCGCCUUGUACUGCUUUUCGAAUCAUACAAUUGAGUACCUCCAUGACCAAGAUAUCCGCCUUGUAUGGUUGAUGGUUUCUCACAUCUUAUAUGCGGAUGGCACUCUUUUGUUUUGCAAUGCGGAGCCGACACAGGUGGGAUAUCUUCGGUGUGCUAUGCUUUGCUUCGAGGCUGUGUCCGGCCUUAAAGUGAACUUGGGGAAGUCCGAGAUGAUUCUGGUGGGGGCAGUUGCUGAUAUUGGCACACUUGCUCAAAUUUUGGGUUGUCGAGUGACGUCGUUUCCUACUUUGUACUUGGGCCUUCCGUUGGGCUAUUUGUUCAAAUCAACAACAGUGUGGGACUCAGUAGUGGAAAGAUUUCAAAAGAGAUUGGCAGGAUGGAAGCAUCAAUACAUUCCUAAAGGAGGUAGAAUGACUCUUAUCAAACAUACGCUUUCUAGCUUGCCUACUUAUUUUAUGUCACUGUUUGUCAUUCCGGUCUCGGUUGUUAAGCGAUUGGAGAAGUUGCAAAGAGAUUUUCUUUAA
This is a messenger RNA of Rhododendron vialii, 606 nucleotides long. RefSeq lists its product as uncharacterized. The transcript has a single exon. The record is from RefSeq and is a predicted model, not a curated record. The coding region runs from base 1 to 606 and encodes 201 amino acids. Lineage: Eukaryota; Viridiplantae; Streptophyta; Magnoliopsida; Ericales; Ericaceae.